ACCACCACACUCGGACGCUCAUCGUACCCUCCUACCACCAGUAUCACCACACCUGGAGUUCUUUCAAUUCCUACCCCCGCACAACAGAAAAAAAAUGCCUCCUGGCACCACCACAACCGCCACUCCCAUCGACUAUAAGGAAUGUAGCUCCUCAUUCAUUUACAAACGCUACCUCCACAAACUCCCCCAUUCCGCUUUCUUCGUCGUCAAAAACCACUCGGAGUCGGCUGCUUGCAUGGCCUGCGAUGAGGCACCUUGCAUGGCAUUGAACCAAUGCACUAAAUGCGACCUCCAACUAUGCAGUGCCUGCGCCUUCAUCCUCGUCCAUGGUAACUGCCGCGGGAACCUGAAGAGGUUGAUUGCCCAAGUUGCAAGAUGGAAGUUGGGGUAUUCCGUCGAGUUCUUGGAACGUGAGGCUCGGGAGGAGCGCGCGAGUAGGAUGAAGGAGUUGGAGCGUAGCGGUGGGGCAGAUGGGAAUGACGAUGACGAUGAUCAGAAGGAGAAAGGAGGGGUACGUGAGGCGAAGGGAGAGGAAGAGCUGAGGGCGGCGGGGCAUUACAUGCGUGCUGCGAAUGACGGGAGGCUUUGGAAGGACUCGGACAGCGCUUCGGAGAGUUCUACUGAUGAGGAGAGCCUGGACCUUAGUCAGGGCACUAUGGAGGACUCGUUUGAAACAGCGUUGCAGCAGUGGAGUGCUCUUGAUGGAGGAGGUUAUGAGAGGAAUGAGGUAUGAAGCUCCCAGACGCUGUCUCUGCUUUGAUUCUGUGACCUCAGUCUCUUACAAAAGUUACCUUUUCCUUUUUUCUUUCCUCUUCUUUUUUUCUUUUUUUUUUCAAAAAAAAAAAAGUCUAACUAAAAGAUUUGAUAGAAUUACACUGAUGACGUGGGAAUCCUUGAAACCCUUGACUAAGCCGGAAAGGAGGAAGAGGAGGGGGACUAGUUCCCACAUACUUGGCCCCCAAAAAUUCGGGGCAAUCAUACUUCCUCUUUCCAGUUUUCUCUUCCCACUCGCCUGGGUUGAAAGGAUACAUGUCUCUUCACUCCCUUUUCUUUUUUUCCUCUUUAUUCCUCCACAAUAUACUUUGUAAUUAAGCGUGACACUGAGUGGUGCAUUUACUAGUUGCGGUUUGUAUCUUGGGUUCUAAAAUGGGAAACUUCUGUUAAUGGGAUCGGAGGCUGGGUUGCUAACGGGUUGCGGCAUCACAGCAUCAUCCCAUUUUGUAAUAUUAAGGCUUUCAACUUUUAGUCUAGCGAAACGCUUGGCCCCCGAGCUUGUGCUCUUGCGGGGGCCUUUUGCGAACCAGAAUUUUAGUGCUGUGGAGAAUUCUUACAAAGAAUUGGUGUGUGUAAAGAACUAAGCGAUAAACCGCAAUUCCACCCAUUGCAAGCAACGGUGCUCGUACCUACA
This is a messenger RNA of Tuber aestivum (summer truffle), 1408 nucleotides long. The record is from the annotation of a GenBank genome assembly. NCBI's taxonomy places the organism in Eukaryota, Fungi, Ascomycota, Pezizomycetes, Pezizales, Tuberaceae.